AUGAAUAACAUAAGCAAAGGUAAGAAAGUAAAAUAAAAUAAAAUAAAAUCGUCUUUCAAAAUGAUCUUCAAAGGGAUCCGUUUCAUCAACACAACCUCUUGUGUGGUGGGACAUAUUCUUUUAGUGAAUGAAAGUAGUAUAGAGUGCCACUUUUAUCAACGAGAGAGCAGUAUUCGUACUACGUAUACGGGAGAAGAAAGGGGUAUUACCAAAUAUGGUCACCACGAUGGCGAAUUGAUUUGUAGAGUAAUCUCCAGGGUCACGUAAUGGUCCCGCAAUAGUCAUGCUUACUUGUCUCGCAGAGAGUCAUAAAUUACUUAGGCCGGCACGAUGCAGUGAAGACAAAAUAUUACAAAAAACUGUUCAAGUGAUUUGAUUCGAACUUUUUGCACCUAAGAACGUUGUACUUCUUUUGGCAUCUCUUUGGUUUUCAAAUAACUUUUAAUACUAGUUGACCAGAUGAGACUUUUGAAUAUUAGAGAGAUCAACAAGUUCUGUCACUCAUUUGAAUACAUGACAUACAAAAUGCGAAGAACCAAAUCCCCGUCCGGUACCAAAUGGAAAAAGGAAAAGCAUGCGUGAUCAUUGUGACCCUGAAGAUUGCGCUACAAAUCAAAACGCCAACUUGAUGACAUAAUAAUAAUAAUUUAAUAAUAAUUUAUAGACUUUUAUUGCGCAAUUAUCAAUAUAAGAAUUUUCAAUUGCGCAUUACAACUAAAAGUUAAAAAUUCCACCCCUACAUAGAUACUAAAAACUAAAAAAAGAAUAAAAAAAUAAAAUUUAAAAAAAAAAUGUAGUGUUAUUACUAUUAUAUAGUAAUAGCCCGUUAUUCUCGCUCGUCACAUGGCACGAAUGCUGCUCUCUUAUUAGUUAUGGCGCUCUAUGCUACAAAUAAACAUUUCCCUUUUUCUUUUUCUUUUUAGAAUUUUUUAAAUUAAUAAUGGUAAUGGGACCAAGUGGAGUCAAAUUCGGUCUGUAAUCAUACGAGUGAUAAAGAAAAUCGGACGACCGCGAAGCGGGAGUCCGAUUUGUAAAUUACGAGUAUGAUUACAUAUCGAAUUGGACGACACAAAGUCCUCUUACCAGUUAAUCAAAACUAUGACAAAAUUUGAGAAAGAAACUAGAAAUCAGUUAUACGUUUUUAUAUAAAAAAAAAAGCAACAGCUAAAUCGGCGAAAUGCGACAAAAUAGUUAUGUAUUUGUAAGCUAUCAUUUAAAUACAAUUAUGUCUAGUAAAGCACCACGUUAAUGCUAGGCGAUAAGAAUGGAGAAGUUUAAGCCUGCCACCAAAAAUCCUUUUUCCGUGCCAACCAUACGAGAAUUUACUGUCAUUUGGUGACAUUUUUUUGCGUUAUUUGUUGCCACAAAUCUUCAAAUUGCACCCAAAAGGUAAAUGUGAUGUCAGAUUGAACUAACAAGCGGUCUAGGAUUUGCUUUUAGUUUUGCACAAAGAGCAGAGGUCACUGUCUUCGAUUCUGUAGAAUAGAACUUUAGAAUAAGAUAAGUCUUUGUUAUGUGUCACAUUUUUUACCUUAGUCAGACCAUUUUAUAUAUGGAAGUUUUCUAUUCGCAUAGAAUAGUUCUCAUUAUCCAAUGUUAGGUAGUAAAAGGUACAUUUUUGUGGAACUUUGAUUCAAAAUCUGAAAGCGUUAAGAAACUACCACACGAAUUCAUCAAGUCACGCACAUAAGAGAUUUCUUGUGAAUCAAAAAUGUGUCUGUUGGAUUGUAAUAACUAAAAGAAGAUGAGAGAGAGGGCAACCUUGCCAGAUAACAACGUUGUAGUGACAAGAAUGAGGAGCAUGAAUAUGCAACUGAAAGCGCCGUUGUAGAAAGAUUAUUGUUUGUUUAUUGUAGGACAUUAGCUUUUCAUUCACUUUACCUAGGUCUUUUUUUCUUUUUACAGAAAACAGAAUAGAUGCUUGUAUCUGUUUGUUUAACUUGGUAAAAGAAGAAGUUUGCCGAGAAAUCCUUGAACCUUUGUCGCGACAGGUGUUGCUUAGCCCGGACAGCUAUGUUCGUUCGUUAAUGGCAGAUGCACUGUGCUUGAAAGAUAAUUCGUGCUGCGCUAUAACUGAGGAGCAUCUCAUCGACCACCUUGUGACGAGAUUCCCAGCCCUUGAGGUAAACAAAAAAAUCAUCAGUCAAGAUGAUCGGUGUUUCAUAAAAAAAGCUGUAUUCAGGGGAAGAGAAGCUGUCGUGAAGGUAAUGUACGUCACAAACCAGAACGUUAGGGGGAGGAUGCCGUCAGAUUGUCAACAAGCAAAUCGGCGCUUCAUCCGAGAGGCCCAUUUUCUUAGUCGAAUACAAAAGCAUCCGAAUUUCCCUAUUCUUCUCAGUUACAACACAGAGACGUUGCCGUAUCAUCUCAUCACUGAAUACGAAAGUCAAGGUAACCUCUUGCAGCUACUUCAAAGGACGCAUGAUCAGCAAUCCCGGUUGGAAGAAACUUUGCUUCUGCAAAUGCUCAUCAACAUAGCUGAUGCACUUCAAUACUUGGCAAGACUGCACUUGGUGCACCGUUCUGUUAUGGCGAAAAAUGUUCUCGUAGGAGAUGACAAUGUUUGCAAACUUAGUGGCCUCCAUUCCUUACGACCAAUAGACUGGGGUCCAUUAGCUGAAGGUGAGCCAUAAAAGUAAAUUGACAGUAUAUCAUUAACUUUUGUAUCAUUUGACAUUUACAUAUUUGACUGAGGAGGCUUGGAUUCCAAUCUCUAUAACAUAAGGCCACCCACUGCGGAAAUAGCAGGAUACUUAUCAUUUUAAUUGAUGUAAAAUGCAUUUUUACGAAAUAGCCGAAUCGUUCCUCAGAUACAAAGAAAAAGGCAAACCCAUGAAUGAAAUACAAAGACCUGGACAGCCCUACUAAAUGGGUCGGGGAGUUUUAUACUUCGACGUUUAUCGCACUCUUGGACUCGAUACCUUAUUUGAAAUACGUCCUUUUUCACCUCAUUUUCAGCUGAAGAUGUCAACGAUGACCUCCCAUUGAAGUGGAAAGCUCCUGAGUGCUUAAUGGAAUAUCAUUACUCAACAGAGUCUGAUGUCUGGGCGUUUGGGGUCGUUAUGUACGAAGUAUUAACCCUUGGUUGUCCCCCAUUUGGAAACUUAAGCGACGAAGAUGUCUAUAAUCAUGUAAGUAAUGAAACAGCGGCUGUGAAGGGAACGUGGGAAGAGUAUUGUUGACCGAGGGUAGGAUUUUUCAACACUUUCAUAUUGACUUAUGAAAUAAUCAAUGAAUGAAACGUUUUUUGUUUUCUGUGGGUCAUUUUAAAACUAAAAUGUAUGCUUUUAAAGCUGGGACGACAGAUAAUAAUAUAAUACCAUAUAAAAAUUUGGAAUAACCGAUUCCUUACGGAGACUGAAUUUUUUGUGUGUGUGUUCCAAGCUUAUGACAUGACGAGAAAAUUUAUUCCUUUAUUUCAUUAAUCAAGCUUCGAAUUCACCAUCUUUCUUAUUCUGUUAAUUUAAACGAGACUUUCGACUUCGCAAAUCCAAGCAGUAUGCGGAAUGAGUGUCACAUAUGAAAGUAAUGAUGGCCUACCCACCACAGAGUCUCUGUGGCUUCGCGGCAAAGCGUCGGAGCGCGGAGUCCGAAAUUCUGAGGUUUGAUUCCUCGUGGGGUCUCUGAUACUUUAUGCGUCCAAUGUCAGUGGCUUCCUUAUUCAUUAUCAGUUCUAUUUUAAUAUAAUUUUUAAAAAUAGGGACGCAAACACAUUUUAUCUCUAAAAAGUUUUAAAUUGUUAUUGCCCAAAGUUAAUGUGUCAUGGACUGGUAUUUUUUUGGGUCAAAUAAAAGACUCUGUUUGAAAAUUUGAAGGACAGCGGUAUACCGGUUGUUAGGUUUUUUCCAUAAAUUGUUUGUUUUGAGGCUCAAGAAUAGUCCUUUUAAAUGAGACGUACACUAUAUUUAUUUACGUAUUUCUUUGCAGGUUACGAGGGGAGGAACACUGCUUCUUGAAGCGUGUUUCGAAGAUAGUGAAAACAGUCUCAUGAAGCAGUGCUGGGAAUGGAAAAGAAGCGAGAGAAUCAGCUUUCCAAAGCUCUCCAGCAGACUCAGCAAGAUGAAUGCAGACCUGAAAACAGCAGGUGCUAAUUGUUCAUAUCUAGGAGUUAGAUUGAGUUACAGCUGCGCCCCAUUCACACCAAAGCUAAACACGUUUUAACCCUUUACUCCCUAACAUUGGUAUUCAUAUUCUCCAAACUGAUCUCUGUACAUUCCUGUGGUAAUGACAAGGAAAAUUUGUUCGACAAUUAGGAGCUUCCUAAAUUAGUGAUCAUUUCCACUAUUCUUGUGACCUUUAUAUUUGAUUUGAGGGUGAUAGGCUAAGGAGAAAUUAGAUGUUAGUCACUCUUAGGGCUUAAAGAGUUCAAGCUGUUUUGUCACACACAGCUUGAAUUUUUCUCGCAGACACUUGUUUUUUUUUUCUUUCUGCUUAUACUAAUUUUUUUUACCUCAAAUUUGGCACAACGAAAAAUAAAUGGUAGUAAUCACUCGAGGGCCUAGUCUAGCAUACCGAAUCAGUGAAACGUUUAUACUUUGUCUUUAUUAAAAAAUGAAAAGGACAAGAGAAUUGUUGAAAAGUGUCUCUUAAAAUAAACAAAGUCAAGAUUAAGAUCCUGAGAUGAGACUACGUGAUUUGAAAUAACGUCAUCUACUGGUGAUUUUCAGAAAUUUCAGACGCGUAAAAGACAGGGGGGAGGGGGGUAAGCUCCAUCUAUACUACGGUGGGAUGCGUCAUCUAGCUUGUACACCAUAGAUCCGAAAAUAAACUUCGAAAGUCAUCAAUAGUAAUAUCAGGAGUAUUUCAAGUAAAAGAUUUAAAUGUGCCCCAGCCUUUAGCCUGAGUUACACGAUUAUGUAUGUUCGCCGGCCUAAUGUAGUCUGCUUAUAUACGUUUUUCUAUCAAAGGUGUUGCAAGAAUGAAAUCAAGACCUUAUCCACAUCCACUCUUUGCACAUGUAAAAGUAGCUGCGAAAAGAGAAGGUGAGAGAAUUCUAGUUUUAAAAGUUUGUGGAAGUAUUAGGAGGCAUGGAAACGAACGAUUUAGAGAUUGAUGAAACACAAUGUGGAAGGAGAGGAACAAUUCCUGUUUAUUGUUUAACUAACAGCGAAGAUUAAAUGAACUUCGAACUUUAUUUGGGACUUCAACUUAAGGUUUUUGUCGAAGAUAACCGUUUCUUUCGCGUUGUCCGGUUAUCUCUACUUGUAUACAUUAAAUAUAUAUUUCUUGGCUUUGAAGUAGAAAUCACACAACUUGGCUUUUAUACAUGUUAAGAAAGCUUACUUACCUUUAAACAAGUUUUUGGUUUGCUUCAGUACCAAGCUUUGUAAAAUUUGUACCCUCAGACACUUCCUAAUGCUUGUUUUUCACACACUUUCAUAGAUGAUGGCUCAUAUACAAUGAUAAAGGUAAGACACCAUAUAGAGUAAACAACGUCAUGCGUUCUUAGAAAGAUAGAAAAUGUGAAGGCUGCUGUUCCAGAUGUCAGGACCAAGCAAAAACUAAUUUCACUGAAAUAUUUGGGGCUUUUUGAGCAGUGGCGCUGGAUGGUCAAGAAGAUUUUGACUUUUAACGAAUUCCCUCUAUAUUGUAGCUUAAUUUUAAAGCCGGUCAGUAGCAUACAGCUUCGAAUCAUUUAGGUAAUUUGCCAAGUUGGGGUUUAUAAAGCGUGAGACUAGACAAUUUACUUCCUUCUAUGGUGAAAUCGUAAACAAUAAUCAACAAGAAAAUGAGUUAAUCGGAAUACACCAAGACAUUACUAACUAAAAUUUCGCAACAAAUAAACGAGCACAGUCUUCUUUUUAAGCUAAGCCUAAGCCUAAAGGGAAACUUAGUAAUAACAAAGCUUAAAUAUCCUUGUGGUUUAUAAUAAUAACAGUGGGCUUCAUAUCCUCGUUGUGCCCGCUAAUAACGUGUGUGUACGCAUUGUAACCUGUCAAAAAGACAUCCGAUUUACUGUGUAGAAAAAUAUUCAUGAAACAAAUGAAUAGCUAUCUAACUAAGAGGCAUUUGGGAAGUUUGAGGGUGAACUUUAUGAACUGAAGUUUCCCGAAAUUACGCCUCAAGCAACAGUUACGAUAAUAAUUUGAAAGACCCUCGAUUCUUCUAUCAAUCAAAGUUAGAGAAUUAAUCAGCUUUGGAAAAUGUAAUUUACCUCAGCUUAGCUGACUCACUUUCAAAUCUCCGCAAAAACUCCAAGUUAAUUACGAGUACUUCGUCUUCAUUUCUUUCCUUCUUGUUGUUAUGAAUGAACAAGGAUUGAAUUGUGGGGAAUUCCUUGUGUCUCAGACCUUUUUUUGGUGAGCUUAUAAAUCCCAGCUUGAUGACAAAGAAUAUAACGGGACGUUAGAUGCUUCGAGGUAAUUUGCUUCUGACUUUGGUUGAUUUUAUUGUUUCAGGAAAGUUCACGUGUUGUAGAGAAGAUCAGGUCUGAAGAUGAACUUUAUCAUGAAACGUUGAAAAAGCUCAGCCAUCAAAACAUCUCCAUUUCCAUACUUUUGAAGAGGUGCUCUCCAGAAAUUCAAAUAGUACGUGUUAAUUAAAGAGGACAAUUAUUGAGAAAUUUUCACAUUACGCGCGAGAGGCCUCAGCUGUUGAGGAUUCCGCUCUGUGAUGUUGACAUUUCGCACCAGCACUUUGCAUCAAUCGACUACUUUCGCUAUUCUUGGACGCACGUCGAUGAAAACUGAAAACUGUACCUGCUUCUAAAUCUUUUCAGUAAAACAGGGGAAACAAGCAAAAUACUUCACCGCUACGUUCAUCCAAAAGUCAACUAGAAUAACUUUCUUACAGGGCCCUUUGCUCCACGUAGAGCUCAAGCCAUCGACGACAUUUCUCCACCAUACUCAGCCGAGCCUCGAAAGCUCGAAAAUUUGUUUCGGUCUGAAUUCCAUACGUCAACAAAGGACCUAACCACCUUUGCAGAUGAUGUUUGGUUUCGUCACGCCUGAGUUAACAAGUCGAUCUUUCGAUUUGUUAACUAAGACAUGUUUCGAGAUUUCUCCAAAGUUUAGUCUAUCUUUCUUAGGGUAUUCCUUCGCGUGAGACAAUUGAAAUAGGCAAAAAUGUAAAAUGUAAUGACUUAAACACCACCGCGUUGAAUUUAUCUUCGCGCCUCGCUUCCCAGAGUUCAAGUAGUGCGAGGGUGUUUCUAUCGCCGAUUUUUAAUAUCUUGUGCGAUGGAUUGCACUUGGAAAAGCGAUUCUUUGUGUUCUUUUUUGUUUCCUUUUAUCAGAUUUCUAUGGAAGGUAAAUUUGGGAACCUUAAAGAUUACGUUCUCAGCGGAAGAAAAGGAGGCUCUUGCGAGAAAGGCGCCUUAGUUACAUUCCUAUCCCAGGUAGCAUCUGCGCUCGAUUAUCUUCACACUAUGCAUAUUGUUCAUGGAAACCUCCGCGCUGAGCAUGUGAUUGUUGAAAGUUCUAACCAGGUACGUUCAUCGCUUUUCGUUAAAGCCGUUUUACACUGAAAGUUACAGAAAGCAGACAGUGCAUAUAGCACAAUUAAAAAGAUCCUAUGCACUUAGAAAGAAAGUCGAUCCCAAAAACAAAAGUGACCCAAUAACCUAAUUUAAGGAUGGGUGGGCUAUGGGCCUAUUUAUCCGAAGGUAGCUCUUCCUCAGAUGGAGAGCUACAUCAUAAAUAUACUGAUAGUUACUCUUGAUUAUCCUUAUUAUUGUUAUUAUCAUUGUUAUCAUUAUUACUCAGUAAUAAUGAUAAUUAUUAAUAUCGUUAUUAUUAUUAUUAUUAUCAUCAUUAUUAUCAGGAUUGUUAUCAUUAUUAUCAUCACUAUUGCUAUCAAGUGACUGAUAUUUAUGACGCAGAAGGCCUGGAAGUUCUUGCUCCCCUUAUCCUUAAACAAUGUCUAAAUUCAAAUGUGUGUGAAACAAUCAGCAUUAAUUUUAACAGCAAACUUCGAGAAAAAAAUUUAAAAACAAAUGAGCGAACAAAUUUUAAUAUCAUUUCUGAAUGAGAUAAAAAAGGCCAGGCCAUAGCCAGUUUUGUCUAUACCAUUUCCUGUGAUAUGAUUGGUCUAGGCAAAACCAAAACACACUGAUGUGGCCGAGAGAAGAUUGAGACGAUACUUUUUCUCGUUAGCUUUUUCGUGGCGUCCAUGUUGUAAUGCGAAGGGGACGGCAGAACAGAAUUCAAAAUUUCAGGCGAGAAAUCUUUGAAUUAUUUGUUUUUGUACAACUGUAUUGCAAAUCUAAUUUUCGACAAACAUUUCAUCGCUAUUCUUGCACCCCGCAACGUGUUGCUUGCACACGUAUUUUGUUUGCAGUAUUAUAAUAUCAAAUUCUAUCCGAAAGACACCUCGUGGGAGGUAGCGAUCGAUGGAAUAACAUAGUUACUUCAAUCUCCUCUGCAAUUUCCGCAUCAAUAUGUAAGGAAAUGUCUCGUAUUAGAAAUGAUUUUGCGAGAAUUUCAGGGAACACACCUCGACCAGGUUUAACUGCCGGUUCUUUGGCUGCUUGAUUUGAAGGACCCCCCUCUUACUUUUAUCACACAACGGCAGUCUUGUCUCACGAUAUGUCCACAAAAAAAGAUCGUUUGAGGUCGAAAUAAUUUUGGUUGAUCUGAGUUUUCCCGAACUCAAUCGAGUAUUCAAUUGUAUACCUAGUAGACCUAUUUGGGAUGAAUUUCCUUAGAGUCCUGGUCCUGGUCAAUAAUAUUAUAAAUUGAACCGUUGGCUCAUUUUUGACUUUUGUAAGACUGUCUUACUUGACAGUUAUUUGUCAUAAAGGUUGAAAGACUGUUCUUAAGAACGAGAUAUGUUCAUCCAUUAGCCGACACAAAAAAAAAGGACCUUUAGGAAUACUGGGAAAAUCGAUAGCUGGCAGAAGCCAGGACAACAAGUCACAACAACAAGGGCUGCGGCGUCGACAAAACUUGGAUCGACCGGAUCGGAUGACGGACCGGAUGACGGAUCGGAUAACGGAUCGAAAGAAAAUGUUUUGAUUGGGUCUCAAGAGCUAUAAAUAUCAGAGACAAACAUGCGGGACUAAAAUGUGGGACUAGCCUAUGUUUUUAAAAAUUGGACCGUGAUGCCAUGUUAAAUGACCUCAAGGUAUAGACAUACCGUCCAUGGCCCGGACUGAUAAACAUCAUAUAAAGAUGUAUAUUCACAAAAUAUUUAAUAUGUAGCGAACUUAAAAUUGAAAAGUGCGAGUUUUUUCAUCUUUUCUUACGUUCUCUUUGACCGUCUUGCCAAUGACGCUCAAAUUUCUCAGCUGCCACUUUGAUUUUAUACAGGUUAAAGUUACCCGUCUUGGCCGCUCCAGGCGUUUGUCAACGAGACCAAAUGAGGAAACCAGCAAGGAUUGCGAGGAAUCGGCUGAUAUGCCGCCUGAUGCUACUCGCUGGUUAGGGAAGACAAGCUUUUUUUUCACGUGCAACGAGAAAGCCCAGAUUUAUAUCUGAGUAACCACUAAGUUCUAAGCGUCGACUUAAUUAUGAAAUGUUCUUGAAGAGAACCAUCCUUUCUUUGUGCUGUACUUCGAAAGCUCUCCAAGAAUGAUCUUUAUCAGCAACUUCUGGCACUAUGGACUACUGACACCAUCGCAUGCAGUGGUGCCUGACUCCAUCAUUUUCCUAACCACAAGAACAGUGUUGAUUUGUUUUAUUAGUGAAACUUCAACAAUGUGAUUACAAAAAUGGUGUUUUUGUGAUACCUUUUGUUUGAGUGUCUAUUCAUCAGAGCGAGAAAUCUAAGUGUCAAAAAUGAAGAAAAUAUCAAUUGUCUUUUCAGGAGCGCGCCAGAAGUGAUUUCUCAAGGGCGGUACAGUCACGCUAGCGAUGUGUGGUCAUUUGGUGUCUUGGCAUGGGAACUGUUUGCAGCGUUUUAUGAUAGUAAUAUCAUGCCACGACAAACGAUACCGUACUACAACCACACAAAUGACGAGGUAACUCCUUGUAAAAUACUUAAGUUUAAAAUAUCGAUCCCACAGGGUAUAUGCAUGUUAAAGAAUCAACGAAACAUCAAGAUAAAGAAACCAACGUGACGGCUGGUUGUUACAGAACAACACUGAAGACGAAAUUGAGUUUUUUUUUUACUCUCACACCAGACUGCAUGGUAGAAGGAAAAAUUAUCUAAUAGUUACCUCACUUCAAUUUCCGAAGGUAACGAGAACUUGAAACUUCUCAUACUCAAUAACGUGUCAUUUGUACGACUUUUUUCCAGAUUUUGCAAAGUAUCAAAAAAAACCAGCAACUACAAAAACCACUCUCCUGUCCAGACUGGAUACAUUUUGUGAUUCAAGAAUGCUGCUCCUAUGAAGCAAAGGAGAGGCCACCUGCUAUUGCUCUCUUUGACUGUCUGACAUGCAGGUUAGCUAUGAUCUUCUCAAAGAAAGUAUGCUUCAGAAACCAUGAAAGUUUUGUCUCCGCCAUUUAUAGGUAAUAUAUUUGAAAUUGAAAAAAUUUCAAGAGGCAAUCUAACCAUUCGAAGAUUUUUUUGAGUGUUGCUUAGAAUUUGACCAACAAUACAGCCUUUUACAUCUCGGCACAUGGACCAUAACAUCUCAACCUUCUUUUUUCUGUCUCCUAUCAAACUACAUCAGAGACGUUUUUCACUCAAAUACACUGUUAUGAUUAUUUUUAGGAUGAUUAAUGCACCAGCUCUUCGUAAACUGCGCGUUUUGGUUUUGCGCCCAAAAAUUUUAGUUUCAACUGUUCGUUUCCUCUUUGGGAACUCAAAAUCUGGCAAGAAUUAAAUUUCAAUGGACAACUAAUGACAGUAAUAAUAAUGAUCAUAUAGCAUCUGAAUCAUACUCAUAUACUUUGCCGCUCCUCAGUUUGAUCGGUUUUAAGAUCAAUUAGACCAUCUGUGCCAUGUAAUUCGACCCUGCACAUCCGGCCUUUUUCACGAGUUCAACAGAGCCUUUUUUUUCGUUCUCUGAGUUUUGUGGCACCGUUUUGGCAAUGUACUUUGAGAGAGUUCACGGGGAAGGUUUCAGAAAAGGUCUUUUUACUCGCACUCAUUGGAUGAGAAUGAUCUAGCCAACUCGGCCCUCGAUCUGAAAUCUAACGCGCUCAUAGAAUAAUUAUCCAUGAAAACGCUUUCGUUUUAUUAGCAAUACGACAGUAGUAGGACUUGCAUGAAACGAACUUUUUAUAUCUUUAUGCUAUAAACGAUAGACCUACUUGUUUUGAAUUUGCUUUUACUUUGACUUGGUCUUUUUUUGAUUAUGAUCCGAAAGCAAUCGUCCAAGGUCACUUGAGACGAUUUCAACGCAAAACAUUCCCCCACUGAAACGACAUGCUAUUUAUUGUGAAUCUUUUCCUGAAAACUUCAUAGGUAGUUAGAAAGGUAUCUAAGAAAGAUUUCUGAUUCCUCUGCCUUCCUCUGGCAAUGUUUUCAAACCGUUUCGCCAUAGCCAGAAGCGAAAGGUUUUCACGACGGCUCAAAGCCUCCGGAUAUCGAGCGCGCCUUUCACGGCGCCAUGUCUGAUGGAAUAUUCUUGUUUUUGUCUCGUGGGUACGGUUCAAAUAGGGAUUGCUUCGAUUUUUCCUUGCUUAGCAACUGAGUGGAGCGUUUUUUUCCUUUGUUUGUUUGUUUUUUUAUUUCCCGCCCGUCCAACAUACUGGUCAGCUUACACGAAGGAGACGGAUUUUAAUAAUCCGUCGUGGAAUUUUAGAAGUUUCUGAUAAUUUAAAGCUUUCGUACACUCAAAAUACAUCACCUCGUUUAAUGAACUUUUCGACAAAGAAUAUCCCGUUCUAUAUCGAAAGCUACGAAAUUACGGAACCGUUGCUAGUACAUUGCUAUGCAUGAAAGGGGUAAAGUUUUUGUAAUAUGUUUGCAAUCCAGGCUGUGUGCAUUAGUAUGCGUUGUGGGUGUGCUGAUGUGCUUCUCAAAUUUGAACUCAUAAUACUCGUACAUUGAUGCUUUAAGAAUGCCGAUGAAAUCUUGGUUGAUGGAGGUUUGUUCAAACAGCCCCACGAAAAGGAAGUUGCACGAUGUAUGUCAACCAGAGGAUGCCUGUCACUUGUUAAAGGAGGAAGAUCGUCCUCGAAAAGAGGACAUUGAGAAGAUGUGCUCAGAGGGUUACUUCACAAAGUAUGCAACCCAAAGCAUUUACAGUGAGGAAGAAGGAUAUGAAGACAUAAGCCACUUUCAAGAAAAAGGUUGUAGUUUUAAAUUUUUAUUUUCAAUGAUACUCUCCGGGACAUAUUCAAACCCAUUUCACCCAUUUGAAAACCUCUUUUCCUGCCAUGUUCCAGUGCAUCGCCCUCGCUGUGUCGUCAUGCCACCCCUCAUUAACAAUUGGAACAAAUUCUGGGAAACUACUCCCAGUAAGAUGUGGUUUAUUCUUGUUGCCCGGUUCUAUAGAUCAAUGGUGUAGGACUCCGUCUCUCCUGACCUCAACUAAGACUAGGUCUUCUCAGGGCUCUCAUUCUCCAAACUACUCACAGUAAGAUGUGGUUUAUUCUUGUUGCCCGGUUCUAUAGAUCAAUGGUGUAGGACUCCAUCUCUCCUGACCUCAACUAAGACUAGGUCUUCUCAGGGCUCUCAUUCUCCUUUGGCCGCGCAAGUCCGUCCUAUUCAUUCUUCCCUAAGCUCAGCUCUCAUUCCUUCUUUAAAUUCCUUUGUUGUCUCUAGAAAUUGGGGUUCCCAUUGUCCCUUUGUGGCUGCCAUAAGCAGCUUCUCGUCACUACGUAGAGUGUAACCUCGCAAUUAAAAUCCUUUUUUUUUUUAACGUAAUCUUCAUCUAAUAUUAGGCGUCUGUCUACUUGUCUACAAGUUAUUUGUUGCUUAUUCAUUCUAUACUGACCUCUGCCGAUUGGGUUCAUUUUCAUUCCCCAGCAGGUUCGUUCGCUAACGGAGACAUACGCACAUCUGAAGAGGUAGGACAAUGGGUCAGUCUCCCAAGUUGAUAGUAGGCCAGAAAAAUGUCGAAGCCUGACAGGAAUUGUAAAUGGAAUGUUUUAUUAAAAUUGCUUUUAAAAGAUGAAGACCAUGAUUUCAAGGAGAAAACACUGUGACAAUAGCUUACGUUUAACACAUCUAGUCAUAAAGUAACAAUACUGUAUCAAAUGAGUAAUCUGCCGUUAUCAACGUCUUGCAUAACUCUAGAUCUGCUAUUUAAAGUGUUAAUUGAAAAAAAACAAUUGAUGUGAGUGAAAAAAAACCCUAUGAGGAAAUUGUGCCUCUUUACUCUGUCUUGCUAUAAGACAAUAGAAAAACUCAGACUCAGCAAACAAACGAUUGUUGGCGUGAAAGAGAUCAUUGACAAGGUGAUCUCUUAAUGUGGGAAUACGGAAUUACAGACAAGUGAACCAAUAAUUUAAGCGGACUGAAUUGACAGAAACAAAAUUAUAUUCUUAGACACAAAUGUGUUCAGGGUAACAUUUGAAGUAGCCAAAAGUUUGUUCAAUGGUUGAGUACAUUGCUGAUCAGAGAGACCAUUCCACACACAGAUUUCUUUUCGUAAUAUCAACCAAGCUGUCAGGCUUUGUUAAAGAGAAACCCCUUAAUGCUCAUUAUAAGUAUUGAAAAGGGAGGGUACCGUCAGGAACAUAACUGUGGUGAGGCAUCUUGCAGGAGUGACAUUCUCCCAGAGAACUACCUAACUUCAGACAGUACUUGGAAUUUUCGUCUUUAAUGUCUCUGGUAGUUUUGAGACAAAAUUAAUUGUUAUUUAUCAUUCGAGGGGCAUGACACCGUUAUUUAUUAUUUAUUGUUCAGCAUCGACCUUCACCUCCUCCAUCUACGAUCACAUCAGAGGAACCUUUGAUUCAGUUAAACCAUCUCUACGUCCGUUGUUGUUAUGAGGGGCCAGAAUCACCGUCUCUAGUUGCUGGGAAGGUAAGAUCAUGAUGUUUAAGUCAAUUGACUGAAUGACGUAGGGUAAUGAAUCUUGCGAAAUGACGGAAGCUGCGUCGGCAACGACGUUGAAGAAAAAAACGGAAUCGACACUGUUAUCCUUUUUAACCAGAAGCAUACCACCUUCAAGAAUUUAAGUACCUUGUAAAGCUGGUUUUAUAGAGUACGAGACAAGCCAGUGUAAUUUUAUAUAUACUAAUAUAGGGUUGAUAAUCUUAAGUGUGCAUUACAUGUGAAACGAGUGAAAACUUGUGAUGAUGUAAACACUAUGCUAUAAAAUUGGCCCAAUGCUGGGCGUAACCUGUAACGGACAAUCAUCAUAUCCAGGGGUAACAGCAAUACUCCGAAUCAUUUCGUCCUAUAUAAAUUUGGCUAGCUUCCGGCCAGAUGGAGCAAUUUUUAAUUGAGUGUUAAAAGUAAUCCGCGAUUGCAUUGGCUUUGCCUAACUUCGCUCUGCAAUUGGUUCAGAAAACUUGCAGCACUCUCUCGACCAAUCAGAUUAUGACCUGGUCAUUUGCGUUUUACCGCGCUUUAGGCAGUUUGGUUUUUUUUUUUUUUUUAACUUUGAGUUCUCAUUGGCUCUCGGGGGUGUAUUCCUUUCGUCUGAUUGGCUGUUGUGAUUUCUUUGGUUUUGGUUUUACGACACUCAAUUGACAUGCGCUCCGAGCCGCCAAGCUCGGUAAUUGACAUCACCUUUACAUUCACAGUUUUCUCCCUAUGCUUAAAAAAAUGGUUUAGCUAAAGAAACGUAUGAUUUCGGUUCAGUGUUUCAGAGAUGAUCCUAUGAACCUGAAGAUCUAUAUUCGCAGUGGACAAUGUGAUCAAGGGACCAUACAUGUGUUCUUGUCUCAAGUAGCAUCUGCGCUACAUUAUCUUCAUACACAGCACAUUGUUCAUGGAAAUCUCUGCGCCGAAAAUGUCACAGUUGUGGACUCCUACAAGGUAACAUCUUUAGUAAGGUUCGCUCACGUCACUCUUAAACUAACAGCUCUAUUUGAGAUUGAAUUGUAGGAUAUUUAACAAACAUCAUAAGGCAGGAAACAGCCAAAAGAGUGCUUGACUCCAAGUUGGCUAUAAUCAAUCUCAAACAGAAGAAUCGUUUUAUUAAAUUCCGCACGUUAAGAUAUUGCUUGGUAAGCUAAGUAUAUUUAUUUGCACUGAGUGUCAUUUCCAUUGAAAAGACCAAAAUUUAAAUUUGUUUGCGACCGCCAAAACAAUAAAUUGAAAUAACCACACGACCUGUACUUCGUUGAUGCACAGAUUUGCGUAAAAAUCAAACGGCGAUAAAUUUGAAAAUCGAGCCAAGAUUAUUUUCAUGGAACACAAAAUUCGUAGAUGUCUGGAGGGGCGUCCUAAGCUGCAGAAAAACUAUUACGUCUUUAGCAAAUUCAGCUGUAGGGCUUUAAGGGUCCAGCGUUCUUUUGCAACCCUUCCUCCUCAGAAAAAAUUAGUUGAUUGAACAGAAAGUCACCGCUUAUGACUCGCAAUAUUCUUAGAGCUAAAUUAAUAAUGAUUCACUCAGUUAAUUACAUUGCGUCUACGGUGUCUGAUAUAUGCAAGGAUGUAAGGCAGACAUACUUAGCGCAGGGGAUGUGAUGAGUUGCAGAUGUUUGUUUGUUUGUUUGUUUGUUUAACAAUUGCCAAAGGCAGGUAAAUUUAGAAGAGGAAAAGGUUGUCCCCUACUAGGUAAAUUACCUUUCCCCAUCCCUUGCAAACAGACAAAAUUGAAACCCAACCCACUUACAAGCCCCCAUGUCGAGAAAUAACAAAAAAUAUAAUCAUUAACUAAAGAAAAAAGGAGAAAAAAACUAGUUGACUAACAUGUACAAGAAUUAUGAGCAUUGAAACGACGACGUUUUACACAAUCUAUUCUAAAAGAAAGGAUAUCGUCCUGAAAACUUUGCUAAGUUUUGGAUAAAAGAAAGAUUUUAGUUUUUUGACGAAAGACGGUAGUUCCUUUUCAGCUCUUAUGUUAUGACGUGACAAAAUCUCACCAAUGCUCAUUUACCCCUAACUCUUCUAUCUAAUAGAAUAUUUACACAAAGUACAGAAAUCUUACAGCCAAGAAACGUUCAAGGGCACGUGAUGUAAUAUUUUUGAAACAAGCAUUCAACUAUGUUCUAGCAAACGCACCUUUGCGCUUGCAAACCCGCCAGAGUUUUUCGACGCUCUAUGGAAAAAAUUAUCAAAGCGGCAACAGAGUUGCGAAUUAAGAAUUGGAUCUUUUGGCCUGGCCAACGCGGGACUCCACCAGGGUUAACGAGCAAGAGAGGCUGAUCUGGCUUUACAACUUAUUACGUGUAUGCGCUUACAAACAUUCGAGUGCGGUUGGGUUACUCUUUGCGGUGAAUUAAAAAAACAAAAAGAAAUUUUAGUGAAGUGACAAUUGACGCAUAUAUCUUCCAUACAAAGUCAGACCUCGGUAUAUGAGCUUAUAAUCAGGGUCAAGAGAGCCAACAAAAACGCGUAAAAUGCAAGGAUUUUAAAGAGGCGCCAUUUCCUCGGAGUUCUUGCCUCUUAUGCGGCGGAGUUGUAUCUUGGCUAAGCUGUGGUGGACUCAAUGAAUGUUAAAAUAAAAUCAUAAAUAAAAGCAUAGAUGAAUGAAUAAGGAAACAAAUGGUGUUUUGAAAUAAUAUUUCACAAUUAUUCGCUGCAGGCGAAGCGAACAUUGUUGAAUAAUCCCCGAGACAAAGUCUAAGGAACUAUUCAACAAUAUUCACUUAUAAUUUAAAUAGGUAUCGAUGCAGUAAUGACAGAAUGACUGUGGUAAACAAAUAAGAGAGUGAACCCACGAAAAAGAUCUUAACCAUUCCGCAUUUCUUAGCUGGCAGUGUUGAUUGAUAUACAGGUUCAGGUCGUCUGUCUUGGUCAACACAAGCUUCUGACCGUGGGAGCAGGUGAAGACACCAGCAAGGCUAGCGUUUUGCAAGAGGAUAUGCCACUUGACUGUGCUCGCUGGUUAGCAACCCUUUAAGUUUUGUGAUUGAUUUCUUCCUUAAAAGUAUGUCUACAACGUAUUCGUUAGAAUUGAUUUAGAACCAUAUAUGAAAAUAUUUUUCAGGAGUAGUUGCAAUAGCGGAGUUCGAUGAAAUCUGUUAAAACAUUCCACUUAAAAGUUACGGUUUAAGGUCACUUUUUUUCCCGUGGAGAAAACGUUCGGUAGUUUAAUUAGCCACAUUCAGCGAUAUUUUCAUCGUUCAUCAGACGUUUUUAUCUUUUAGAGUUACCCAUCUUGAAGACAUGGCUCUGUGCGACGAUUCCCCAAAGCUCUUUUGAGAAAAUAAUUAGCGUAGAUGGCUUGUUUUCCUCCAUCCAAAUAAAAUCAAUGCAUUGGACUUGUGGGUGAAAAAAAUUACCAGAAUAAAAAAAAGGAUUGACUUAGCUCCUGCGAAAAAACCUCCUGAAGAAUGUUUAAGCAAUUCCUAAUGGACUUUUGCUGCUAAUGGACUGUUAUUUAUAUUUCUUGUGAGAUCAACAUCGAGCAAGAGAUUGUAAUCUCGUGCAUCGAUCCAUCAACCGAGACCUUCGACCAUUCAGGAACUUAUAUAGUACAUAAUAAAUGCCACGUUUUAUUUAUUUGUUUAAUGCAUGAAAGUUAGAAACUAGAGCUAUAAAUUGUUAGAAAAGCUGGUAAAAAAUUUCGUUCAGAGAAUUUCACUGGAACUACUAUACGAGGGAGUACUGAUUGCUAUGCGAGAGUGAAAAUAUCGAUUGUCUUUACAGGAGCGCGCCAGAAGUGAAUUUCAAGGGGCGGUACAGUCACGCUAGCGAUGUGUGGUCAUUUGGUGUCUUGGCAUGGGAACUGUUUGCAGCGUUUUCAUCUGGUGAAAACUUACCAGAACGAACGUUCCCCUAUCAUGAUCUUUUGGACCACGUGGUAAAACGUCUUACUCUGUUUUUGUAUAUACCACUUGAUAAUAAGAACUCCUUGACAACAAGUUCAGCACUUAUUCAGUGAGUAAUUUAGUGAUAAAAAGUGAGUUUAAAACGUAAAUUAGCCAUCGUAAAGGGUAAAAAAGCUGACGUUUCGAGCGUUAGCCCUUCGUCAGAGCGAUUGACGAAGGGCUAACGCUCGAAACGUCACCUUUUUUACCUAUUACGGUGGCUAAUUUACGUUUUCAACUCAGUUGUAAACACUAAAUUGCCUGCUAUACUCUCCCACCGACGCAGCACCACAGUUUCUUUAGAAACGUACCCCCUUUAUUAAUUAGUCAAUGACAUUCGUGAAAGAGUGUGAUACACUCAGUUGCAAAAAAGCCUAAGGUGAGUUAUCCCCUCAUAAACAUGUAAAAUAUUCGUUUGGUCAAUGUAAUCUAGUGCGACUUUUUAAACUUUCUUUGCAGGUUGGGGUGAGCUUUGUAAGCAACAAUCUCCUUCAAAAACCACGUUCCUGUCCAGAUUGGAUAGAUAUCAUAAUUCGUGAAUGUUUGAAAUAUCAAGCCGAGGAGAGACCACCGGCCAUUGCGCUCUAUGAUUGUCUGACAUGCAGGUAAUUCAUAUUAUAUCCUGAAUGUGUGACCGUAGCUCAAGCGUUUCAUUGCAGAUUUUUUAUAGGUAAUCACAUGAUUUAGAGUGCAAUUUGGAACCAAUAGGCACAAGUAAAGUUUAACAAAAUUUCAUCAGCCCCUUGGGCGAGUGCAAUUUGUGGUCUUUGAAAAAAUUAACAAUUGCUUAUUUAUUCCAAAUUGCACGUGAAAAAUCGUAUGAUUAUGUGUUAAUAAUGUACAUGAAAAAAUACGAGAUAGCUUAUCAUAAUUAUGCUGAGAAGCAAAGCGCCCGCAUCAAGUGCAAAAAUAAUUUAUUUGUAUAGGUAAUCACAUGAUUUCGAGUGCAAUUUGGAAUAAAUAAGCACGAGUAAAUUUUUUUAAAGACUAACAAUUAACAAGUGCUUGUUUAUUCCAAAUUGCACGAGAAAAAUCAUGUGAUUACGUGUUAAUAAUAUACAUGGAAAAAUACGAGAUGGCUUAUCAUAAUUAAACAUAAGCAAAGCGCGCAUCAAGUGCAAAAAUAAUUUAUUCAAACCGCGUGUUCGGUCAAAACAACCGCGUACGAUCAAAACAAUAAUAAAUUAUGCAAUGAUAUCUUCACAUCUUUAGCAAAGUGUUAAGCUGGGUCAGCUCGUAAUUUCGAUUUCCUUGGCAAUUCCCUUCUCUAAACACCACUUUUUCCAAACCGACAACCAAAAAGCAGUGCUUUUUACAGUGUUUUCGUUGUCAGAGCUGUUUUUCAGUUGCUGUAUUGUUGUGGCGGUGGCGAAAGAAAAUCUACUUUUAACGCCGUCCAUUGUUUCGCUCGCAAAUUUUCAGCGUAUCCAAAUGUUGCGACAUCCAAGGCUCGCAUUUGAUUGGCUAUCCAUGAGUUUCUUUGACUAUUGACCAAUCAGAAUGCCUGGUUUGUUACUUCUUUGCACUGAAUUACCUCUCUUCUGCAACGAAUUACCUGAAAACUGAAUUUAUCUCAAUCAAUCAGAACUGAGUAAUUUUUUCCUGUGUAAUAUUAAGAAUAAAACAGGCACGAAUAAACGUUCAAUUUCAUUUUAGAAAAGCUACAUAUUGCCCGAGAACGCAACUACAAGUUAUGCUCAUGAAGUUGUGUUUUGAAGUACUUUUAAAUUGAAAUAUUGCAUUCAAAAUCUUAAGAUAGUUGGCAUUUUAACUUGUGGUUAGCACUAAAAGUUUCUAGCUGCCGUCCGCGUGAUCAAGUUUUUGAACAUUGUAAUAGGUCAGUUUAAGCGUCAUGCCGUUUGAAAUGUAUAGUAACUGUCAUUUGCACCACAGUCAUAAAGUUCAAUUCUAGUGUAGUACUACUUGUUAUGCAGACGACUGUGUUCAGUUUUCUGUUGGAAAAAGUAAUCUUUUACGUUAUGAUGACUACGUUCACCGAGUGGAUGUCUUGUUUCUAGACUUCCGUUGCAGUUUUGAAUUAUUGGUUUGUGUCGUCAAAUUCUGUCCGUAAUCAUCAGCUCAUAAUUCACACAUCAAACCUUUGCUUCCUUUCCUGUCUAGUCUUAAUAGUCACUCGUUUGGCAACAGAUUUAUUACAUUCGGUAGUAUUACCAUCAGUGAUAUUUAAAGCAGUAAUGAUAAUGAUAAUUAUAAUAAUAACGAUAGCAUGAGUAAUAAUGAUGAUUAUAAUGACGAUAAAAAGAAAUAGAAUAAAUAGUAAGAUAGGUAGUAAAUUCUGAAGCAACUGAUCUACGAAAAAUGAAAUUGCUGCGAUAUAAAAAAAAGGAAUAAUGAAGAAUGGUUGGGGGCGUGAACAUAUCUAAUUCCGUCAUAAAAGAUCUGCGAGAUAAUUUGGGAUGAACAAAUAAUGCUAGAACAUAGCCUACAUUACUUCAGUCGUUGUCUUCAUUGCCAGCAAACAACCUCUAAUAUUAUUACCAAUUUUAGGGUGCCAAGGCAAUCUUGGUUGAUAAAACUGUGGAUACAAAAUCAUAAUAGAGAGGAGUGGCCUGAUCUAACCAUCUGUCAACCAGAGGAUGCCCGUCACGUCUUAAAGGAAGAAUGUCGUCCUCAGAGAGAGGACAUCGAAAAGAUGUGCCAGAAAGGCUUUGAUUAG
Molecule: messenger RNA, 20382 nt
Organism: Pocillopora meandrina
Lineage: Eukaryota; Metazoa; Cnidaria; Anthozoa; Scleractinia; Pocilloporidae
Source: the annotation of a GenBank genome assembly